GAAGAAACUAUGGUGAUAUUUUGCAUAGAAUGAAGGAUCUCUGCAGAUACAUGAACAACUUGGAUAACGAAGCUCAUGCAAAAUAUAAAAACCAAGUGGUUUAUUCUACUACGUUGGCCUUCUUUAAGAAUGCAUUCCAGUAUGUCAACAGCAUACAACCAUCUCUAUUCCAAGGUCCUAAUGCCCCAAGCCAAGUUCCACUGGUUCUUCUUGAGGAUGUAUCAAAUGUGUAUGGUGAUGUAGAAAUUGAUCGUAACAAACAAGUACAUAAAAAGAGAAAACUAGCUGAGGGAAGAGAAAAAACCAUGAGUUCAGACGAACGAAGACUGUUCAGCAAAAGGAAGGAAUCGUCACAUCGUAGUCAAUAAAGCAGAGCUUGCUAACUCCAUUGAAGUGCUCGAGAGCUUUAAGCUAGCCAGGGAGAGCUGGGAGUCGCUCUACUCCCUGGAAUUCCUUGACAAGGAAUUUACAAGAAUUUGUUUGGCCUGGAAGACAGAUACUUGGCUUUAGUUAAGAAUCUUCCUCACUGAUAUGAUCAUCUAUCAGGGUCAACAUAAAAAAGCAAUAGCCAGCCUGCAUCACCUAGCAGCUCUCCAGGGGUCGCUUCCUCAGCCGCAGAUCACAGGACAGGGGACCCUGGAGCAUCAGAGGGCGCUCAUCCAGCUAGCGACCUGCCACUUUUCUCUAGGGGAGUACAGAAUGACAUGUGAACAAGUCCUUGAUUUGAUGUGCUACAUGAUACUCCCCAUUCAAGAUGGAGGCAGAUCACAGGAGGAACCCUCAAAAAUAAAACCCAAAUUUAGAAAAGGUUCAGAUCUGAAGUUGCUGCCUUGUACCGGCAAGGCUAUCAUGCCGUUCUGCCUGCAUCUAAUGCGGGCUUGCUUUAAGCUCCAAGCUUUCGUGGACAGCAGGGACGACAUGGCGCUGGGCCACGUGAUUGUCUUGCUUCAGCAAGAGUGGCCAUGGGGAGAGAAUCUUUUCUUGAAAGCUGUCAGUAAGAUUUGCCAACAGGGAAAUUUCCAAUAUGAGAAUUUUUUCAACUAUGUUACAAAUAUCGAUACGCUGGAGGAAUUCGCCUACUUAAGGACUCAGGAAGGUGGGAAAAUUCAUCUGGAAUUACUGCCCAAUCAAGGAAGGCUGAUCAAGCACCACACGGUCACUCGGGGCAUCACCAAGGGCGUGAAGGAGGACUUCCGCCUGGCCAUGGAGCGCCGGGUGUCCCGCUGUGGUGAGAACCUGAUGGUCGUGCUGCCCAGGUUCUGCAUCAACGAGAAGAUCUUGCUCCUUCAGACUCUGGCCUGACCGGAGCCCUUUCCGCCAGAGGAAAGGCAGCUCCGAGCCGUGGGA
Messenger RNA from Callorhinus ursinus (northern fur seal), 1347 nucleotides. The record is from RefSeq and is a predicted model, not a curated record. Lineage: Eukaryota; Metazoa; Chordata; Mammalia; Carnivora; Otariidae.